Messenger RNA from Syngnathoides biaculeatus (alligator pipefish), 2849 nucleotides. RefSeq lists its product as uncharacterized. Bases 33 to 2771 code for a protein of 912 amino acids. The record is from RefSeq and is a predicted model, not a curated record. NCBI's taxonomy places the organism in Eukaryota, Metazoa, Chordata, Actinopteri, Syngnathiformes, Syngnathidae. The transcript has 4 exons.
AGCGCCCGGAGAUUGUGGCGCAGGUGCCUUCCAUGGCGGCCAACGAGCGGCUCCAGCGGCAUUUAAGCCGCGACCGGCAUUUCGGCUCACUCGUGUGCUCGUGCAGAGUCGGAGCUACCCGGGUUUCGAACAUGGGGCCUGGACUCGCCGCAAGUUUUUUCCUCUUGUCAUGCAGGUUUUCUUGGCUCUAUUUGCUGUUCAUCAGCAGCGCUGCGAGCGUACCCGUGCAACAAAAGUACUACAGGUCCGGCGCCGGCCCGGCUUCGCCGCCCGAAAGCCUGCGGCCUCCGCUCAUGUCCCUGCAACAAAAAUACUCGAGCACAUUCCUUGCUGGCCCCACCCCAGGAAGCCAGUCCCCAUCCAGCCCCGCGACACCCAGUGCGGCCUCAUCAGGCCAUGCCGACCGUCAGGCCUCCUUGCAGAACUCUAAGACGCACUGGAGUCCUCCGGUACUUCCCGGUGACCACGCCAAUGCACCUGCUUCAGAUUCGAGUCGGUCAUCUUAUGAGCCGGCCUCUGGCAACAAGCCCUCAAAUGCAGGCACACAAGUGGCUAAUCCCGGUGGCCUUCUGCACCACAGUUGGGCAUUGUACGGUCCAGUCCAAGAGCGCCUUUUUGAAGCUGACCCUAAGGGACAGUCCCCAGCGUAUCCAGGUGAUGACCUACCCCCAAGUUGGGAGCUGUACAAUCCGGUAUACGCCCCACCUUCCAGCUAUGAAUUCCCAAGUGGUCCUCUUGGCACCGCCAAGGGGCAACCCACAGUGAGUCCCGGUGGCAACAGUCAUCACCAUUUGGGAGCGUACAGUCCAUUUGAUGUGACACUUUCGGGUCACGGACUCCCACCUGGAGGCGUUAAGGGGACUCAAGCGGCAAAUCCCGUUGGCGACCUGCACCCGAGUUGGGACUCGUUCAAUCCAGUAUAUGUUGGGCCACCCAGCUAUGAAACUCAAAGUGCUCUCCGGGUUCCUUCUGGUAGUGUACAAGGGAGUCCUCUCAGCACUGGGAAGGAGCAACGUGAAGCUAAUGAAGGUGGAAAGCUAGCCCCAGUUUGGACGGUUUACAGUCCUGUGUAUUCGCCACCCCCAGCUGCUCCCGCGAGUCGUGUCAGUGGAAGGGGGCACCCCGCAAGUUACAGUCCAGUCCUUGCACAACCUUCUGGCUACAAACCCUCAACUGGGGUUUUUGUCAAGGGGAAGCCAGCAGUAAGUCCUGGUAGCAACCUGGCCCCAAGUUGGGCGGCAUACGGUCAGGUCUAUGAACCGCCUUCCAGCUACAAACCCCCAAAUACUCCUUCGGUUCCCCCUGGCGCUUUUCAAGAGCCGCUGGGAUCUAAUCCAGGUGGCAACUUGCACCAAAGUUGGGCAGGCUACAGUUCAGUUGACAUGCAACCAUCCAGCCACAAACACUCAAGUGGUGGUGGGGGCAAGGGGCAAGCGGCAGUCAAUCCAAGUGGCAACCUGCGUCAAGGUUUGGCAGCAUACGGUCAAGUCCAGAAGCGACUUUCAAGCAAACUCCCAACUGCUACUGUGGUUCCUCCUAGUGGUGUAAAAGGGAAUCAUCAUCAUCAUCAUCCAGGUACAGUCAAGGGGGACCCAGCAGUGAAUCAUCCGGGUGAUCACCUGACCCCAAGGUGGCCAACGUACAGUAAAGUCUUUGAGCCGUCUGGAACCGAAACUUUAACUGCUCCUGAGCUCUCCCCUGGCAAUGCGAAGGUGAGUCCUCCUGGCACCGGGGCAGAGCAGUCUGUAUUUGGUCCCAGAAGAAACCUGGGCCCUGGUUGGACAAAAGUUGGCCAACUUGCACACUUUCAAAGCCAUAAGACUCCCCUGAAAUACAAACAUCCAGCGGGUGGCGUCAAACUUGACACUGGUAAGGAGCAGCUGGCGGCGAGUUCAGGCAGUCACCACCAGCACCCAAAUUGGCGAGCGCAUGGUCAAUUCCGUUAUCCGCUUUCUGGUGGUGGUCUCCUUCAUGGCACUGGAAAAGGGCAACAGAAACGCAUCCCGGGUGUCAAGCGGCCUACGGUCCCCAGUCCGACCCGUGAACCCCUUUCCGGCAAACCGGGUCGCGGCGUUGAGGUCGGGCAGUCUGCAGUGAAGCCUGUGGGCGACUGGCACGCAAAGUGGACAGGACACGGUCCAGCCUAUGCUGGGUCAGCAAAGCACAAGCCCUCAGUUACUCCGGUCCACCACCAGGAGGAGCUACACUUGAGUUUUCCUUCAGGUACCAGAAAGGAGUCCGACUCCUAUUCUAGUAAAAAGCAACACCAUGUUUGGGCGACACCUGAUCCAUCCGACUACGACGACGCAAGCGCUCCUCCUGUCCCCGGACAUCAAACCUCCGUCCAAGUGAGCGGCAAAAAGUGGCCUCCAGCACAAGGUCCGCUUCCGCUUCCGGUCCGGCCAUACCCUCAGGUGGACUUCAUCGACGCUGCUUCCGGACUUCAAGGCUCUGACUCUGCUGGCGUUCCCGACUGGAGCCAUUAUUGGAACUUCCACCAGUGGGGUUCUGGAUAUCCAGGCCACCCCGGCAAAGGUUUGGACCAGAUUCCUCUUCAACACGGUGCCCCUUGGGUGUCAUCGCAUCAAGCCUUCGCCGAGGAGGACGACGGUGACGACGACGACGAUGAAGAAGACGACAACCUUCCGACUUAUGUCAUUCGCAACCGAAAUGGUUAUCAGCAAGAGCGAAAGGAAUUUUCCAGAAUGCAUUACUCCCAAAAUUAUGGUCCUCCCUACGUUCCCUACCAGAGGGCGCCACGAAAGGCCUGAAAAGGAUGCACUUUCUGCUUCGAUUUGAUGAUUCCCUGCAGAGUAAGAUUGAAUUAAAAUAAACUAAAUUUGACUUAA